This is a messenger RNA of Eleginops maclovinus (Patagonian blennie), 2001 nucleotides long. RefSeq names its product L-threonine 3-dehydrogenase, mitochondrial-like. The record is from RefSeq and is a predicted model, not a curated record. Gene Ontology annotation, molecular function: L-threonine 3-dehydrogenase activity. Lineage: Eukaryota; Metazoa; Chordata; Actinopteri; Perciformes; Eleginopidae. The transcript has 10 exons. The coding region runs from base 110 to 1231 and encodes 373 amino acids. Gene Ontology annotation, biological process: L-threonine catabolic process.
CUCUUCCAUAGCCACCACGUGUGUAUUUACAUUUUUCAUCACAAACAUCGGCUGUGUGAAGGAUUUCCAAGCUUCCAUUUCCCCGAUUCACCUUUAAAGAGGUGUAGGAAUGUUGGUGAUGCAGUUGCUGAGGGGUGCAGUGAAGCAUGCUGGGAGCAGUCCCCAGUUCAGUGUGGAGAGAUUGAACUCGGCAGUGCGUGGCAUCAGCUCAUCCUCACAACACUUAUCAGAUUUUGGGGAAACUCUUCCUCCAUCCUGCACUGACACUGAAAGCCCCAAAAUCCUCAUCACUGGAGGGCUUGGUCAGCUCGGGGUGGGGCUUGCAAAGCUACUGAGGAGACGAUUUGGAAAAAACAACGUGAUCCUGUCUGACAUUAGGAAACCCCCAAACCAUGUCUACCACAAUGGUCCGUUCAUCUUCUCAGACAUCCUGGACUAUAAGAACCUCAGGGAGAUCGUGGUGAACAACAACAUCAGCUGGCUGAUUCACUACUCGGCGGUGCUGUCCGCUGUGGGGGAGAACAACGUCGCGCUGGCCAAAGAGGUCAACAUCACGGGUCUCCAUAACAUAUUAGACAUAGCAACCGAACAUGGUCUGCGUGUGUUUGUCCCCAGCACUAUCGGUGCCUUCGGUCCGUCCUCACCCAGGGACCCCACCCCCGAGCUGUGUGUGCAGAGACCCCGCACCAUCUACGGCGUCUCCAAAGUCCACGCCGAGCUGAUGGGUGAGUACUACCAUCACAGGUAUGGGCUGGAUUUCCGCUGCCUCAGGUACCCGGGCAUCAUCUCAGCUAACUCUAAUCCUGGGGGAGGAACCACAGACUACGCUGUGCAGAUCUUCCAUGCUGCUGUGAAGACUGGUUGCUUUGAGUGCAACCUGCGCAGUGACACACUGCUCCCCAUGAUGUACAUAGAUGAUUGUCUCAGGGCGACUCUGGAGUUCAUGGAGGCUCCGGCAGACACACUGCUCAGCCGCACGUAUAACAUCAGCGCCAUGAGCUUCACUCCGCAUGACCUCGUCCAGGAGAUGCAGAAAGUCCUGCCCGGCCUCAAGGUCACCUACAAUGUGGAUCCCGCGCGGCAGGCUAUAGCGGACAGCUGGCCAAUGGUGUUAGAGGACAGCGCAGCGAGGCGGGACUGGGGCUGGAAGCAGGACUGCGACCUCUCAGCGCUGGUGCAGAACAUGCUGACUCACAUCACCACCUGCAACCAGCGUGCACAAGCUAACUGAGCCUUUUUCCCCCCAUGGGAAGCUUAAUUUAAAAGUAUUGAACACUGAGAAUGUUUAGGAUUACACGUUAAACAGUUCAGAGAAUGUUACGAUCAGACUAUUGUCCUCCUCUCCAUCCAAACUAAUGUUCUUAAUCUGGUGCGAGACACUGGAUACUGUCGCUAUGUCACUGUUAAGAGUGUUCUCCCUCUCUGAAUGUACUGUAUUUUUAUGGCAUGAUGUAUCUGUAGGUACACAGAUGACUUUGCCUACUGUAUUUGCAUGUGUAGCAGCUAAACGUCUCCAGCCAUCCCCAAAACCAGUGGGCUUUGAGUAAGAGACACUCAAAGGCUUUACCUCGUUACAGAAGAGAUGGAAACCCUCGUAGGGUUAGUUUACAGGGGCUUUAACCAUAGUUGCCUAGCUUUAUAAAACAUGUUUGAGUUAAAGAAGAAUAGCCUUGAAAAGCUACUUCACCUUUGCACUAGGUGCUUUAAAUCUUGUUUGUAUUUUAACGAUUUUUAUUGUUGCUCUCAGUUUAGAAGCUGCAUAUUUAUGAAUGCUGAUUUAAUGAAUGCAGUCGUUCUCAUUGUUUUAAGGGCAGUAGAGCUCUUCAGUUUUGCAGCUGUACUCUGAAGGAUCUAUGAAAGAGACGUGUAACAUGAAGGGAGGGGGCUAUAGAGCUCCAUUUUGUUUGUUUUUUAAUAUUUAUGUUAUUUAUAAUUAUAUUCUUUGCAGCUUUCUCCAUCAAACCAAAUGGGAUGACCUUUCUUUUUUAAAUAAACACUUAA